This is a messenger RNA of Diaporthe citri, 894 nucleotides long. RefSeq lists its product as uncharacterized. The record is from RefSeq and is a predicted model, not a curated record. The coding region runs from base 1 to 894 and encodes 297 amino acids. The transcript has a single exon. NCBI's taxonomy places the organism in Eukaryota, Fungi, Ascomycota, Sordariomycetes, Diaporthales, Diaporthaceae.
AUGCCUCCUGCGAAACGACCUAAGCUGGCCGCCCUGGCCACGCCUACCUCCGGCAACUUCCCCUCGGAUGCGCUUCUGUCUGCGUCGUCAGUACGGACUCCGCACUCGGCAUCUAUCAAGGGCUUGCAGUCUGCAGGGCUCUACUCUGCAGGCCUUCCUUCGGCAGGCCUACCUUCAGCACCUUUCGAGUAUCCGCCAACGCCGAGCAUGUUGUCAGGGAAGCAGGAGGACAAGCCAGAGGCAACUCCCAUCACCCCACCGCUGGCCUACAUGGACUUCCUCAAGACGAUCAGCGCCGCGUCUCCCUCUGUGGCAAGCCCGCCACUAACAGCGCCCCUGAUGGGAAAGACGCCACUUAACCGGACUUCGACGGGCGGGAGCACGGCCAGCACCGUCACGUGCAAGUCAGAAGAUUCAGCAACGGAGAGCGCUGGGGAGGUUGACCUGGACAGCGCUCCCACGACAGCAAGCAGCGACUCCACAGACUGCAGCUGCUCAUGCGAGCUUGUGCACAAGUCGUCAAAGCCAGCGCCAAUCUCGGUUGCUCAGCCCGCUUCGCCGAUGGUGACGAUGCCCCUCUCGGCGCCUGCAAGUGGGCCGGCCACCUUUCCAAGCCUCCGCAUACCGCCAAGCCCGGCCGUCGACAGCCCUGUGCGAUCGCCAUACAGCGCACGGAGCAUUAAGAGCCCGUUCGACUGGGACGCGGCCCUCAAAGCGAAGAGGUACGCAGAUGUGAAGCCCCCGACCUCUGCUGUGGGCACUGGAGGAGUACACUCGGGCCGGUGCGAGAAGGGCAAGAGCGUGAGGCACAUCAGGGAGGUGGUCACAAGAACCGUCACAUACACGCCGAGGAUGGAUCCGGCGCCCAAGGGGAAAAGACGGAAAGUCGAAUGA